AUGUCUAUACACGCUUUCGGAAAUCCCAACUUUCUUCAGCUUCCUCAUGGAAAAUGUAGCAAACUUGCUGGAUUGAAGUGGAUCCCGGGUGCUGCUCCCAGCCUGGUUGUAUCAAAUGCGCAGCAGUCUGAGCGCUUGGCGUCUCUUUUAGCACCACAAAACCAGAGGGUUGCAGCCAUUGUUUUUGGAGAUGGAUCAUCACCUUCAAGGCUGUAUCCUCUCACAAAAUGGAGAUCGCAAGGUGCCAUUCCCAUCGCAGGGAACUACAGACUGAUUGAUGCAGUUGUUAGCAACUGCAUUAACAGUCACAUCUCAAAAAUAUACGCGAUAACACAGUUUAACUCGACAUCUCUAAACUCGCACCUGUCAAGAGCCUAUUCAGGAGCAUUAUCCCUUGGAAAAGAUGGUUUCUUAGAAGUAAUCGCCGCGUGUCAGACUCCAGAAGAGAAGGGCUGGUUUCAGGGAACUGCUGAUGCUAUAAGAAGGUUUCUAUGGAUUCUAGAAGAGUAUUCGUGUUUGGAGUUUUUGAUCCUUCCUGGUCACCAUUUUUACAAAAUGGAUUACAGGGAGAUUAUUGAGGCUCAUCGGAGCAAUGCAGCUGAUAUAACUCUUGCUGUACUUAGCAGUAUGAGAGAUGAAAAUCCAGGAUUUGGCUUUGUCAAACUAAAUUCAGAAGAUCAAGUCUCCGAGUUCCUAGAGAAUCCUCCCCCGGACAUUGAAAUUUUUUCUGCACAAACUUCAGUUGCAUCUGAUAUGAGUAUUCAUCCUGGCAUGGGAAUUUAUGUGAUUAGCAGAGAUGUGAUGAUCAAUCUACUAAAAGAGCAUUUUCCAAAGGCGAAUGACCUGAGAUGUGAAAUUAUACCAAGGGCAAUGGCCUUGGGAAUGAAGGUUCAAGGAUAUAAAUUUCAUGGCCAAUGGGAGGACAUGAGAAGCAUCGAAGCAUUUUACAAUGCGAAUAUGGAAAUCCUACGGCAAAGACACAUUACAUCAGCUGCACAUGACUUCCAUGACCUGAAUUCCCCUCUUUACACUCUGCCUCGACGUUCACCUCCAACUCUCAUAGCUGAUGCGGUCAUCAUUGACUCAAUGGUUGGAGACGGCUGUGUUCUCAGCAAAUGCCACAUUAGAAACACAGUUGUUGGUAUGAGAACAAGGGUGGGUGAGGGAGCCAUAAUUGAGGAUUCCAUAAUCAUGGGUUCGGACGCUUAUCUAGACCGAAAUGAUUUUGAAGGGGCAAGUUUCAAUGGCUUCUCGAAAAGCAUUCCUAUUGGAAUAGGGGAGGGUUCAGUCAUUAGAAAGGCAAUUAUAGACAAGGAUGUGAGAAUCGGCAAAAAUGUCAUGAUCCUUAAUAAAGACAAUGUGCAGGAAGGCAACAGAGAAGCAAAUGGCUAUGUUAUUAGAGGAGGUAUAGUUGUUAUCAUAAAGGGAGCAGUCAUCACAGAUGAAAGCAUUCUGUGA
This is a messenger RNA of Oldenlandia corymbosa var. corymbosa, 1458 nucleotides long. NCBI's taxonomy places the organism in Eukaryota, Viridiplantae, Streptophyta, Magnoliopsida, Gentianales, Rubiaceae. The record is from the annotation of a GenBank genome assembly.